AUGACUUGCAUUCUGCCUGGCCAGGGCAGGCCUCAGAAGGAGAACAUGGACACCCGCUCAGAGCUCUUUUGGUGGACGGGUGCGAGCUUCAAGCCUCUACGGGGGAUGAUGCUGACAAAAGCGGCUCUUUUGUGGGGCAUCCUGCCUGGUGAGGUGGUUCGUGCCCUUCAACCUGGGCGGGUUUGGCACUCGGGACGGGUGACUGGAGACCUGACAGUACUCCCGGUUGUGACCCAGGGACCGUCUCAGAGGUAUUGGAUUUUGCAGAACGCUGACCAUUGCGGACAUUUUUUGCUCGACUUUGGCAGCACCCGGUGGCUUUUAAAGGUGAUUUCUGCCAUAUGCGAUGGGACUUGA
This is a messenger RNA of Durusdinium trenchii, 357 nucleotides long. The record is from the annotation of a GenBank genome assembly. Lineage: Eukaryota; Dinophyceae; Suessiales; Symbiodiniaceae.